CUGAAUCAAAUAUAUAUUUAUUUAUUUAAAACAAAACAUUGAAAUAAUUACAAUUGGUUUUACUCGGAUUACUUCAAAUCAAUAUCUCAAUUUCCCACAUCAAAUCAUUGUUCGCGGGGACAGCUGUCGCAGACGAUAACGUACACCAUUGUAUGGAGCGGCUAUGUGGUUUAUCGACCAUUUACAAAAUGGAAAAGACAAUUUAAAAUCAAAGUUAUACUGUACUUAUCAUUCGGAAAUAUUGUAUAAUAAAAUGUUUGACAAAAUAUGGAAGUGAACUUGUUGGAAAGAUGGAAGAGGAGAGAAGUAUGUCCGCUGAUCAGAACAGGUGUUGUGAAAGUUUGGUUCAAGAAUUUAAGCCAGAUAAUAUCGGAUUGGAAUAUGAAAACCCAGCAGAUCUCGUAACACCCCAGUGGCCAAUUAAUCAUAAAGGAUAUGCGGUGUACCGUGUAACAGUUGCUGUACUGAUGGUAGGAUGGAUAGUAGCCGAUCUCAUGUACGAAUCUCAAAAGUUUUACCAUGAUAGAAUAUGGUUAUACCUGGUAUAUGCUACAAACUGGAGUUUCGUGCUAUUAGUACUGAGCACGUGUUUUCAUGCAGUGUGUGUUAUGUUCUAUACUACUCGAGCUGCAUCCUGUGUAGAUAGACAGUCGUUUGAAAAGAUGCCACCAUCUUUAAAGCUUCAAUGGGUUCUUCAAAAUCUAGGCUAUAAUUCUGCAAUAGUAGUGACUAUAUCUUACUGGUCAUUCAUAGCCUUUCUUGACCAUACAGCAAUCCUUAUGACAGACAUGAGCCGAUUGAAGCACACUCUAAACACAGUAUUUGUUAUCUUUGAUUUAAUGAUAUCAGCAACACCAAUCCGGAUUUUACACAUGUUUAUUCCAGUCAUGUUGGGGUCUAUAUAUUCGCUUUUUAACGCACUCUACUUCCUGAAUAACGGAACAAUUUUAGAGGGAAGACACUACGCGUACAACGUUCUAAACUGGGAUCAUCCUCAGGAAGCUGUAAUCACAUGUAUGUUAUGCAUGAUUGAAUCCGUGCUAAGUCAAAUUAUUUUGUACGAAUUGUAUAAAUUCAGGCGUUGGAUAUAUUCAAAAACAUUCUUUGGACGAGAGAAUGAACCGUAUUCUGAAAUGCAAAGCAUAAUGACAGAAACUCCGAAGUAUUCAACUAUGGGAAAGGACCAGCAACCAGAUUUUUCUUGAUACAAACUGCUCCUUAGCCUAGGAUUUAAUUGUAACGACAUUUUGUUUGUAAUACUUAAGUAUUUUAAUAAUCACUCAUAUUUCUUAAAGAUGAUUGUUAUUCAGUAGUAUGAUUGACAUACUUAUAUAGAUAUAUACCAAUAUGUAGAUUUGAAAUUAAAAGCAGUGUCUAGCUAAAUUAAAUCUGUGAACAGUAAGCACUGACUAAAAGUUGUGUUUCAUUCAUGACAAUUUGUAUUGACCUAUAAUGACCUACGUUUACAAAUUAUGACUUGGAUGGAGUUGUCACAUUGGCACUCAUACCACAUCUUCCUAUAUAUAUUUAACAUUAAAACUCAAUAUCAACUUAGCAGACACUGCUAUUUUCAGUGUUUGGUACAUGUUGGCUAUCACUGGGAACAACAUAGAAGGCUAUGGGGAAUAACCAGAGUACUCUUUUUGUAAGAAAACACCGUCAAACAUCCAAACAUACUAUCCACACUAAUUUGUGUCCACACUUAUUAUUAUUUACAUAUAUAGAUAUACCAGGGACA
Mytilus trossulus (common blue mussel) is the source of this 1738-nucleotide messenger RNA. Its product is annotated as protein rolling stone-like. The record is from RefSeq and is a predicted model, not a curated record. The transcript has 4 exons. The coding region runs from base 291 to 1205 and encodes 304 amino acids. Gene Ontology annotation, cellular component: membrane. Lineage: Eukaryota; Metazoa; Mollusca; Bivalvia; Mytilida; Mytilidae.